Molecule: messenger RNA, 591 nt
Organism: Microplitis mediator
Lineage: Eukaryota; Metazoa; Arthropoda; Insecta; Hymenoptera; Braconidae
Exons: 1
Coding region: 1-591 (196 amino acids)
Molecular function (GO): nucleic acid binding
Source: RefSeq, a predicted model, not a curated record
AUGCAUGGUGGUACUCAACUUACUCUUGCAUUCAUACGACAAAAGUACUGGAUCAUUGGCGGUAGACAACCAGUACGCUCAAUUAUACUCAAAUGUAUAAGAUGCGCACGACAUCGUGCUGAUAGAGCUCAACAACUCAUGGGUCAGCUACCAGUAUCACGAGUCACUCCAUCAUCUGCAUUCACUCACACUGGAGUUGACUAUGCUGGUCUAAUAACACUCAAAAAUUGGAGACGCAGAGGAGCAAAAACAUACAAAGGCUGGAUUUGUGUUUUUGUCUGCCUUUCUACGUCAGCAGUACAUCUAGCGGUAGUCAGCGACUACAGCUCUAGUGGAUUCAUCGCAGCACUCCGCAGAUUUAUCAGCCAACGAGGCAUCUGCACAGCACUCUACAGCGAUUAUGGAACGACGUUCAAAGGCGCUGAAACUGAUCUCAACCGUCUGUUCACUCAAGGAACUCAAGAGUCAAGAGAAAUACUAGAUCACAUCACUGUGAACAGUAUUGCCUGGAAUUUCAAUCCACCAGCAGCUCCACACAUGGGUGGAGCUUCAUCUUACUCGACCAGUGGGAGAGUCUUCAUUUACGUUUGA